This is a messenger RNA of Culex pipiens pallens (northern house mosquito), 1390 nucleotides long. RefSeq names its product solute carrier family 35 member E1 homolog. The record is from RefSeq and is a predicted model, not a curated record. Lineage: Eukaryota; Metazoa; Arthropoda; Insecta; Diptera; Culicidae. Gene Ontology annotation, molecular function: antiporter activity. Bases 38 to 898 code for a protein of 286 amino acids. Gene Ontology annotation, cellular component: Golgi apparatus. The transcript is spliced from 3 exons.
UCUCUGAUCUGAAUUUUUCCUUCCAGUGAAAGCGACCAUGCCGCUGUUCACGGUGAUCCUGUCGCGGGUGAUCAUGCGCGAGCGCCAAACCAAGGCCGUCUACCUGAGCCUGGUGCCGAUCAUCGUGGGCGUCGGGAUCGCCACCCUGACGGAGCUGUCGUUCGACAUGAUCGGGCUGAUCAGCGCGCUGCUCGCGACGAUGGGCUUCUCGCUGCAGAACAUCUUUUCCAAGAAGGUGCUCAAGGAGACCGGCGUUCACCACCUGCGGCUGCUGCACAUCCUCGGUCGGUUGGCGCUGUUUAUGUUCCUGCCGCUGUGGAUGUACUUUGAUCUGUUCAGCGUGCUGAAGCACCCGGCGAUCACCACUGGAGACUACCGGGUGAUCGCGCUGCUCUUCACCGAUGGCGUCCUGAACUGGCUCCAGAACAUCCUGGCGUUCAGCGUGCUGUCGCUGGUGACGCCGCUGACGUACGCGGUGGCCAGCGCCAGCAAGCGGAUCUUCGUGAUCGCGGUCUCGCUGUUCAUCAUCGGCAAUCCCGUCACCUGGAUGAACAUCUUCGGCAUGCUGGUCGCCAUCAUGGGCGUCCUUUGCUACAAUCGGGCCAAAUACUUCUCCCGGUUAGCGCCGUCGCGGGACACGAUCCUGCCGUACUCGAACAACAACAUCAAGUAUAAACCGCUCGAGGACAGCACGCUGCUUGGCCAAACCGGAAACGGCCACUACGCCGGCAAGAAUGGCUACCCCACGAACGGCUCCGCUGCCGGGUACUUCCAGAACGGUGGAACGGUGCAAAAUGGCGGCGUCACGAACGCCACGACGACGACGAAUCUGCUGCUGAACAAUAGCAACAGUGCGACCACGACAACGAUAGCCGGCAACAAGAUGCUCUUUGUCUAAGCGCGCCAAGCAAUAGAAUGACACGCGAUCCGACCUUUAAUUGUACAGUUUGUCAUGUUGCCUUUGUUUUGCGGGGAUGCACGUUUUUUGACGGAUCGCGUGUCGGAUUUUCUGGAUGGCCCCUCCCCCGUGAUGCACACCUUUAUUUUGACACGAAUUUGAACGAUCCUAAAAGAGAGAGAGAUUUAUUUAUUAUGUUUUCCUCCCCUUGCAAAUGCUUGACCUUAGAGGAAAAAAAAAGUUUAGAGUUUGGUUUGUUGACGCAAUAGUAGACAUGUCUUUCAACUAAGUGGAACGAUCCUAGAUAGGGCGCAGCAGUCAGUAUUCAGAUAAGCGGGAUUUUGGAACGUACUAUACAGAUAGACAGACAGCAAAAUAUAGUAGCAGUUUUGAAAAAAAGAAAAAAAAACUAUUGAACGCUAGAAAAUGGCGAACAUAAAUGUGACAACAAAUAAGGCAAAGUAAAUGAAAUAAAUGAUAUUUAUAUGACAA